Passer domesticus (house sparrow) is the source of this 2188-nucleotide messenger RNA. It is a transcript of the gene TRIAP1, whose product is annotated as TP53 regulated inhibitor of apoptosis 1. Gene Ontology annotation, cellular component: mitochondrial intermembrane space; nucleus; cytosol. Gene Ontology annotation, biological process: phospholipid translocation. The transcript has 2 exons. The record is from RefSeq and is a predicted model, not a curated record. Bases 72 to 302 code for a protein of 76 amino acids. Gene Ontology annotation, molecular function: phosphatidic acid transfer activity. Lineage: Eukaryota; Metazoa; Chordata; Aves; Passeriformes; Passeridae.
UGCGUCACCGGGCGGCGCGCCCCGCCCCGCCCCGCCCCGCCCGGCCCGUCCGUCCCGGCGCGGCCGCCGCGAUGAACAGCGUGGGCGAGGCGUGCACCGAGCUGAAGCGCGAGUACGACCAGUGCUUCAACCGCUGGUUCGCCGAGAAGUUCCUCAAGGGCGACAGCGCCGGCGACCCCUGCGGGCAGCUCUUCAAGCGCUACCAGCUGUGCGUGCAGAAAGCAAUCAAGGAGAAGGACAUACCCAUUGAGGGCCUGGAGUUCAUGGGCCCGAGUAAAGGAAAAGCUGAGAACUCCUCCUGAUGCUGGCUGUGUGGGUGGAGUCACUGACAGGAGCCUUUGGACUAAGCCCCAUCGCCGGGGGUGCCCCAGGAGCCUCCUGGAGAUGACCUUUGUUAACUGCUUGCUAGGAAGUGACAAUGUUCUCUGCUUGUGAAAACAAACAGCUAAAAGAAAAAAAAGAGACUGGAUCAUGUGGUAGCUCUGCCUCCUUGCCAGUGAAACGUGGUGGUGGUUCAGCAUCUGAGAGCCCACAAAUCCAUGUGGAGUAACUUCUGCUGGAUGUGCUCUGCAGUGGGGAGUGCUGGCUGGAGUGGGCUGGCUCUUGGUGACUCAUUUCUCUUGCUUAUUUAUAUAACACUUGGAAGUGUUUAAAAAGAAUGUGAAGGGGGUUGAUGUACUUUCUGUCAUCUCUAUGCUGCUGGCGAAGAAAUUGGUUUCAUGUAAUGCUGAAGGGCUUAAGCACUGUUUUGUGUCAGCUGCAGAGAUGGUUUAAGAGCACUAAUGGACCUGCAGCAGCUUGGCUCAAAUAAAUGUAACCAGAUUAUAUUUUGUUCAAGUAGGUAACUGUGCAGUAGAGUCUGACUGUGCCCCAGGAGGGGGAAGUGGCCUGCUCAGCAGCUGAAGGCUUUUAAUGCAGAGGCUGCUUCAGCCUUUUCUGAGGUACUGACACAUCCACGAGCUUUAAUUCUCUCUCCUUUAGCAUUACACAUUUCUGUGGUUUGAUCCUCACACAGGCAGGGUGCAAAGCUUGCCCCUCUCCUUACACCAACACAGGUAAAAAAGAUAUUAUGGCCUGGGGACAAAAGAUAACUUCAUAAUUCCAGAGUUACAGUGAGGAAAAAAGAAAGAUUUGCUCUCUGCUUUUAACUACGGCUAAUUAUUUAAAGGUUCUAUUAAAAAAAAACUAAAAAGGUGCAGUUCUCCAACACUUUAGCUGGCCUGUCUGCACCAGAGCCCCUCACAGACCCCAGACCCUGCAUCCUGUGCAGAGGAUCAGGAGCUGCUGCAGCCUGAGGCUCUUGUUCCUGUGCCAGGUGAGCCACACUCCUGUUCUCAGGUGCAGAGAGCUCCCACGAUGCCAGCACAGGGCUUAAAUAGAGCACUGAAAAACCAGGCUGUUGGCCAAGUGCAGCAGUCUAAGGGAAGGAUCCAUAAAUAGCAUUUUGGAGACAGUUCACUCUGUAGCUUUUCUUUUUUAAGGAGUAACACACAUAACCAGUUUGCUUUUCUGUGAUCUUCAUGUAGGGCUAAAUGUAAUGUGACUUUGUCAGCUUUAAAAUAACUGUGCCCAUCAGUGCCUUGUACUUUCAACACAGGAAAACCUGUCUUAAUCUUUUACUGGUAGGCAGACAAAAAAAAAAUCACAUGGAAACAUGGGGAAGGGCAUCCUGCAGUGCCACUUGGAGAUUCCCUCUUGCCAUCCACCACUCCCUUCAACAGCAAGGUGCCAAAGCAGCUGCUGUGUUCUGCCUUCUGGGAAGAACCUCACUAGUGACAGCUGACAUAGAGCUCACAUUGUGCAAAAAAUAUAGAAGUUAUAGUAAGAACUGGAAAAUGGUUAACUUGUAAUGAGUGAAAACUUGAAAAUUAAAGUUGUACAGGCUCAGGCUGUUGGCUCAGUAAUCCCUUCUGCUUCAGGAGCUUCUGCAUGACACAGCACACACUACACAGACAUCAGCAGCAGAACCAAAAUUGUGUUUUCUUCUGCAAAACCUGUGUGAGACUUUGUGCAGAAAUGCAGCUUUUUGGAAAGCAGAGUGGUGAGCAAGAUCUGUGCUGCUGUACCUGAAAACCUGAGAGCUGAAGGUGAACAGUGUGAAGGCAGUUUGGCAGCCACUCCCUGUGCCAGAAGGGACCAAGGGAAAAUCUCCUUCAUGACUGUUAAUAAAUGUUGCAAAAGCUGAUAA